CUCUGCCUCUCCUGCUCGCUCCCGCGGCGCGUUGGCCCAGACCAGGAGCGCGCACGUCGCCGCCACGGCUCCCUGCAGCUGCUCCGGCCCGGCUCUCGCGGCCCGCUCCGCCGUCUGCGCUUCUCCCCCGCCGGUCUCUCUGUCUCGCCCGGCCGCCUGUGAAGAAGGAAGCCGGCGGCGGCGGGGAGGGGCCCCAGCGCCCCGCGACGCGUCCCUCCGACGACAACGACGACGACAACCCUCGUCGAGCUCGCGCCUCGCGGACCGAGCGACCAACCGCCGCCGCCUUGUCCCCUCCCCUCCCCCUCCGCCCUGCCAAGAAUCCCUCAGAAAAUGAUGCAUCCUGUUGCCAGCGGUAACUCCCCUUUCUGUGGGCCUGGGAAGAGUUCUUGCCUUAAUGAUGACAACGUGACACCCACUGAUCAGUUUGAUUUGUAUUCCACACAACAAACCAAGUAUAGCCACACUGUCAGCCACAAGCCAAUACCAUGCCAGAGACAAGAUGCGUUAAAUGAACCACAUUUGCAGACCACAAGUGGCAGGAGUAUAGAGACGAAAGAUGAUAUAAAGAAAAAGAAAAACCUCAACAGAUCCGGUAAACGUGGAAGACCUUCGGGGACCACAAAAUCAGCGGGCUACAGAACGAGCACAGGUAGACCGCUGGGGACCACCAAAGCAGCUGGAUUUAAGACAAGUCCAGGUAGACCCUUGGGUACAACUAAAGCUGCAGGAUACAAAGUCAGCCCAGGGAGACCUCCAGGUAGCAUUAAAGCUCUAUCACGGCUUGCAAAUCUAAGUUAUACUUGUAGCAGCGCAGCAUUUCCCUAUGCUGUGGUACAUAACAGAGGAGUGCAUGCUGCUGGUGAAACAAGUAGCAAAAUCAAGCAACCCGCUGAGUGAAAAACGAGGAAUUAAGUAACAUUUCCUCAGUAAUUCUUUUUAAAUUAUCUGAGUUGUGGCAUGUUUUUUUCACUUCUUUUGUAACGUUUCCAUAACUUACUUUCCUACAUUUUAUUUUUUUAAAGAUGUCAUAUCAUAAUCACUUAAUGUUUCUUACGUUUACAAGCGGACUCCUCAGUGGUGCCCUUGUCUAUUUCCAGAAAAUAAUUACUAAUAUUCUAAGUGUCAAAGUUAUUGUCUGGCCAUUUUAGUUAUGUGGUUAGCAAUUCAACUAGCAGAAUUCUGCAUCCUAGGUUAUUUAUAGACAAAUUAAAGACUUGGUCAACAAGUAACCAGAAUAAACUAAUAGAAACCAAUUAUUCAGGACAGAAUUACCAGGAAUAGUUCUGUAAAGUUUGCAGUGUAUGUGUCUCUUUUUUCUUUUCCUUUUUGUGAAUAGGAAGAAGUAGAAAAAGAACUAAAAUUUCCACAAUGGCUGGAACUUAACACGGACCUCAAUAUUUGUAGAUACUUCAAAAUUUCAAAACUAUAUUUUUUAAAAAGUGGUCAUUCCAGGCAGUCAUUGCAUUAAAGUGCUAUCAGUUUCAAGUAAUCCAAACAAAAAAAAUCCUGUGUAGCACCUGAUAUAUAUCCAAAGUGCUAUUUUCCAUUAAAGUAUGGUAGCUCUCCUGCAUAUGCUAACUGUUGGACACUGACUUAAAAUUUAUAAAAGCCUAAGACUACACAUACCAAAUCAAAAAGAAUUAAAUAUUUGAAAUAUUUUAUAAUUUAACUUCUAAAAAGUGCUAUCAAAUAUGCAAAUAAUGUACAGGUGUAGUAAAAGUUGUGGCUGAGAUUCUGCACAUUUGUGUGCUCAUAAAUCCAGUCCAUUUAGUGACAUUUGGCAUACACAGAUAUAUGUGAGAUUUGCCCUGUGUUCUCAAAUCUGUCAAUAAAUGUACACAUUUUAAGUGACUGCAAUAUCUGCAUAGAUGGCAGCAGUUUUUUAGGAUUUCAAAUAUUUGGUGUGGUUGAAAAUUAUACCUUUCAGAUAGAUAAUCUUGUCAUGUUUAAUAAUUUUGCCAGUGGAAGUCUUAUUUAUCACACAUACUGUACUAAGAGAGCGUAUAUCUACCAAAGGAUGACAUUUCAUGGAUCAUAAUUGGAAAUGAUACAGUUGAUGCACACAAGCAAGUUGCAAUUUGAUGUGUUUAUAGACCCCAGAUAUAUAACAAACUAUUGGAAUACAUCUAUGCAUGGAGGUGCAGAACUAUACAUACAUUUUGACAUUUUGUGCACCUAAAAUAAAUGUUCUGCAUUGAAUUGGAUAUGUGUUGUUAUUUUUAAAAAUGUGUAUGUCUGAGAGAGAGACACUGUAUAAUACACACAUUACGUUGUAACUGAAUAAACUCUCAAUAUUGAAUAUAUUCCAAAUAUUUCUUUAGAACUAAAACUAUUCUGAAAAUAAGUUUACAUAUAGUUAUAGAUUAAAAAUUUAAAUUUGUAUCUUCAAAUACGCAAGAGAGAGGCUAUAGAUAAAUAUUUGCUAAUUCAUGGGGACAGACUUCUUUCAGGUUAAUUAGAGAGAUGAAAAUAAACAGUAUUGAUUCUUUUCCUUUGUAAGAUAAAUAUUGUGGCCUGCUGACAUUUUGAUGACAAUUCUGAUUUUAGUAAUGACAACUUAAGAAAUGGAUGUCAUUUCAUGCCUUUUUUAUCAGGAAAAAAGCAGCAAGCCUUCAGGUGUUCCAGUGAUGCCUAACUCAUAAUGAGCUGGACUUUAUCCUGUAUUUUAUAAUAGGUGUGUUGAAUUGUUUUGGGGGGACUUUGUAUGCACUGGCAACCUUGAACCUCAACAGUACUGGAAGGCUCUUUAUUCAUGUAAACUAAUGGCAGCUAAAUGCUGGUAAAAUAAUUUUUUGCUGAAGCUAUGAAGUCCAUUAUAUAUUUCCUCAAGAAACUUCGGAAUAUGAAACUCGUACUAAUUUUCCCCACAGUGGUGCAACUUCUGACACACACAGUGCUAAUGUGAGCUAGUUCACCCUCAGGACAUAUAUUGUGUUGGCUGUUUUGUUAGAUGGUUCUUUCUUUUCCAAUCCAGAGGCUGCUUCAGACCCUUUCUGAACUCUCUCUAGGAAAGCAGCUGAAUGUAAAAACUACAAGAACGGCACACCUUACUGGCAAGGAGCAAGUUGCAUGUCACCAAUGUACCUUUGAGUAACUCUACUUACCUCCUCCUGUUUUUUAAAGCUACCCUUUUAUUUCUCACGUGUGCAUCUCCUCAAUGGUGCCGUGCAGUGUGUUGGGAGACAACGCAGAUGCAUUAUUGCUCUAGUAUAAUGAAUUUUGUAUUCACGUAUGCUGAGAAAAUAAUGAACUCAUCUAAGCAAUUUAUGUUCAUUUAUAGUGCUUAUUAAUUAUAUCAUAUGGAAAACUUACCCAUUAAAAUAACUUAAUAUUGUAAGUUGGGUGGGGGGCAGAAAAACCCUCUUUAAUUUCUCUAAAGGGUAGUUUAACGCCUGGAUUUGUCAAUGAGGCCAGAAAAACACUGUUGGGCAUUUCUUGAUUCCAGUUCAUUUUAUCCUCUACUGCGGUUUACAAGUGCCAUGCUGUGGGGGGAAACAGAAGUCAAGAACUUGAGAUGUUUGAAUGGUAUAUUCAAAUAUUUUUGCUACUCCUGUAUAUAAUCUCCAGAAUACAUUGUGUUUUUCUUUUUUUCUUUUUUUUUUUGUAACACUCUCUUGUCAUGACAAACACUGAAACAGCAUGUUAAUUCCUAUACUUUGAUAUUAUUGGAGAGGGGGAGGAGGAAUGUCCCUUUCUCCUUGUAGUAUUAAUACAUGAUUUGUAAAGCAAAUUGAUAAUUUUAUAUUAUAUAAUUAAUUCUGCUCUUCAUAAGUUAGGAUUGUUGAUGUGUAUUGGCACUGUUCAGAAAAUCUACAUGUCAAACUUGUGUUCACUUUUCUUUUGAUUUAAAAAUAGCUUUUUUCACCUUUUGAUAAAGCAAUUAGCAUAAUUAAACAUUAAGAGAGAUCUACACUACAGCCGCUAUUUUAAACACUUACCGAAAUUGCUGUUCACUUUCUGGUGAAAUUUACUUAAACCGUAGAACCAAAUAAUUUUACUUCUAUUUUUGAAGUCUUGCACUGGAUAUUUUCAAAAUCUUUACACACACACAAACAAACAAACAAACACAAACACUGCUGUAAGUUUAAUUAGGGGCUAACUAUUGUGAAGGUGGCAUUUUUAAAAAGACAGGUAAUUUUCUUAAAUGCAUCCAGGUUCUUUCAUGUUUUGCAAGUUUUGAGGAUAGAACUUCCUGAUCAGGACUCAUCUGGCAUUUCUGUUUUGCAGUGGUCCAUUUCAAUUAUGUUUUGAAGUUGCUUUUGGUCUUAGGACAAACCCAGCAAGUCAGGAUAAUGCAUAAGGGAUGAGAUAUUCCCUAAUCUACAAUGCAGAAGGCAGUUAAUAUCAGAGCAUUAACUUUUGCCUUCUUUUGAAAGACAUAGUAGUAGAGAUAACUUUACAGCUAUUUCCUAAGUUGUCAUUUUUGUUUUUAUUACUGUAUGUAUAGAGCAGCAUCAAUCAAUUUAUUAAAUACAAAACAGUUUCUUGUAAUCAGAGUUCUUGGAUUCCACUUAUAUUCACAUUAUGUUUUAUUAUUAUACAUAUAUUUAACAUAGUUCAAACAUUAUUAUACAUGUAAGAAAAUACUAGAGCGGCCUUUCCUUCUGAUUUUUUUCCAGAUAGAUUAAUCUAGGUUCUGCGAUGUGUAAUCUAUUUCAUCUUGAAAGUUAUAGUAAUUUUAUGAAAUUUUCAGAAAUCUGCUUAAAUGGGCCGUUUUAAGAUUCUCAUCUUUCACUGUUUGCUUUUCUGAUGGGAUGGGUUAUUUUGGUGGAAACAGUUGCUCAUUAAUUAUCACCCUGUCUUCUGCUGUAAAAAGUCUGAUUAGAUACUGUGUAUGUUCUUAUGUCCAUGAACUUCAGCUACUCGUGUGCAAUUGUCUGUAUGGGAAUGGAGUAGUGUUCAUGAUCUGUAUUUACGUCAUCAUAUGGAUGUAUAUUUAUUAAUAAAGUAAUUGCUUUAAACACCAAA
This is a messenger RNA of Lacerta agilis (Sand lizard), 4971 nucleotides long. RefSeq names its product chromosome 2 C5orf24 homolog (gene C2H5orf24). The record is from RefSeq and is a predicted model, not a curated record. The coding region runs from base 334 to 900 and encodes 188 amino acids. The transcript is spliced from 2 exons. NCBI's taxonomy places the organism in Eukaryota, Metazoa, Chordata, Lepidosauria, Squamata, Lacertidae.